Parnassius mnemosyne (clouded apollo) is the source of this 3312-nucleotide messenger RNA. The record is from the annotation of a GenBank genome assembly. Lineage: Eukaryota; Metazoa; Arthropoda; Insecta; Lepidoptera; Papilionidae.
AGUGUAAUUGACGGCGCAUUCAUUGUCGCACGCCAUUGAUUAUGUAAUAAAUUGAACGAAAAAUGUCAGAAGAUAAAGCAAAAACGUUGCAAUUUAUAAGAGAUUAUAAAAACCACCAAGUGUUAUGGGAUUCAAGACAUAAGGACUAUAAUAAUAAAAAGAAACGAAUCGUUGCAUUAACGGACCUGGGUAUAAAAUAUAAUAUGAAUUUAAGAUUUAUAAAAAACAAAAUAAAAAGUUUGAGAUCUUACUUUUCAAAAGAAUAUCAAAAAGUGGCAAGAAAAACUGAAGGAGAAAGAUAUCGUUCUUCUUGGUUUGCCUAUAAACAUCUUUUAUUUUUACUCAAUGCUUCACCAAAGAAGCUGAGAAUUGACGAACAAGUUGAAAAUAGCGACGAAUCUUGCGAUGAUGACGGUGAGAGCCAGGAGAAGACAGCAGUGGCCGCUUGCAGUGCAAAGAAGUAUUCUGGUGGGAAGGCAUUCAAUUAGUGCCACCACGUCAGCCCCUCGGCUUGCUUGGGAAGCUUUAUACAAGCAACAACAAAUUCAACCCAAGUGCUCGUCCCGGUUCGCCCGCUCCUGGAAUUCUUCAACCAGCGCAGGUCUCCGGUACCUGUUCUACUGGAACGUGUCCCUCGCCAGAGCGUCGUGAAUUGAAGCAAACAAAAAAUGUUCCAGUAAACGAGGGUAGCCCAAAGAACAAGGUAAGUAUAGUGAAAACGUCGUCUAAGAUUGGAAGUUCUAUUUUUAAAAUAAGGCAUAAUUAAUAUGUUUCUCGGCAUUGGGCAUAGAGUUUACGGUACGUUAUAAUGUGCUUAGUACACAGAUAUUAAAAUUUAAAAUUACUGUGGCUUUAUAGGUAGACUUUAGACUUUAUAAGUAGACUGCGUAGGUACUUUGGCGUACCUUAAGCAAUGGAUAGUGUAGUAUAUCUGCGCUAGUACCUAUUUCUUAUUAGUUUGUGAGUAUAUCAUAGAAUUUACCACAUACAUAAUAUUUAGAUUAGCGUUGGAAUUUACCGUAAAACCAUAGACAAAAAACGCACUCUAAAUAUUGUUUCUAUUCUCUAUUUGUUGCAUCGUUGUUUACAAAUUUCAUUACAACAAUAUGUAUGAGAACAAAAUUAGUUUCUUAAGGUUAGCUUUAUUUAUCAAUCAAUGUUUUCUAAAACUACACCAUAGUUGUACCUUUAGAGUAUACAUAAGUUAGCUUGCUUAUCUAUACUCUAAAGUUAUACCAUUACCUGUUAGAAAGUAGAACGUAUUACUAGUAAUUAAUAUAAUACACCUGUGAUAAGUGUAUACUUAAUGUUGGUAGUGGUAGGUAUAGGUUAUAUUAUAAUAAUAGAUCGAUGUAUUUUAGAUAAUUUUAGACUUAGACGUAGAUUAGUUAUUAGAAAUAUUUAUUAUAAGUAGCCGGAAAAAUGGGUGAACAUAAUAAUAGUCAACUUGGAACUAGGAGUUAAUAACAUCUGAUGAUAUUUACUCCGUUACCGUUGUUGCAACCUAUUAUUAAAAAUAAUGAAUAAAUUCUCACAGAUUAUAAUGACUAAAUUCACGUAAGUACCUAAAUUGUAGUGGUAGCUCAAAGGCUAAAAGGUAUCUAAUGCUUGAGAUAAGAUUUACAAUACGCCAGCAACCUGAGUUCGAUCCUCGCCAGUACAAAUGAAAUUGUUGGUUGCAAUUUUAAGUGUCAUUUUACAACAGGCUUGGCGGUGAAGGAAAUCAGUAAAAAAACGUGUAUAAAUGAACAAUAAAAUAUGAAAAGGACAUAUUAUGAAGACAUCCAAGAUGUUCUGUUCCAUGUGUGCAGACAGUAGGACGUAUUUAGCCUGAAACUUAUAUUACUACACAAGUACCUAAAGCGUCAGUGGAAAAAACCUUAGUGCUAUUCAUUCAUUACAGUCUAUCAAAGUUCACUGCUGAACAUAGGCCUUCCUAUAGAUUGCUUCAUAUGGGAGAUAUUUGUCAUAGUUGCCAUGCUUGGCAAUCUUCUUGGCAACCGAAGUUUUUUAUUUUCUAGUUGCUAUUAGGAAGAUGCUGAUGCCCAUUAUUUGGAUGUAGGGUUUAAUAUUAUUAGUAUUUUCUAUUUUAUUUUCUUUACGUGGUAGAGCCAUGCUGCAGCUAUAUUAGUAGUAUAGUUGUAGCACGAAUGGGUCGGCUCGAUCGGGGAAGGACCAAGCUCUCACAGAAUACCACCGUAAAAUAGCAGCUUAACGCUGUUGUGUUUCGUAUGGUGAGUGUAGAAGACCGGAGACCCGUUUUACUGGAAAUGAGGCAUUCCAUCUUAGUCCUCACGGGCGACAACGCAUCUGCAUUUUGAUUUGUAAUAGAGGAUAGAUUUAGAUGUCCAUGGGCCGCAGCAACCACUUACCAUCAGGUGGACCAUAGAUUACUGUACAUAAGGUGGACUGUGUACUCGUUUGUCACCCUUAUCCUAUAAAAAAAAUAUAAAAGGCAGUUAGUACUUCUAUCGGUUUUGAUAAAAUUUUGUAAUUUGGGUAAUUUCUACAUCCAGAAAUUGACCGCUUGGUGGCAAUGUCCAAGUUUAGAUACUAUUGCCUCUAUUGUAGUGGCUUUAGCCACUUAGUUUAAAAAUAAAAACUAUAAGUAGUUUUUACGAAAAUAUUUAAAAUUAAAAUUAUUGAUUGAAAAUAAACGACGAGUAAAGCGAUUCAUAUUACUACAUAUUAAUACAUUCAUUCAGAAAAUAUUGGUCUACGGAUAAAUUAGCCUUUUCGGAGUAAUUUAAUAUUAACAAAACUGGGUUUGUGAAGUAAACUUUCAAAAAAGUUUUAUAUCCAUUCUCAAAGUUUUCUUGUCGUACGAAGCAAGGCGCGUCAGGGUGUGGAGACGGUACGGCCGCGCCAGAGCGAGACAGCGAAGGUGAUAGUGAACAGAGCUCUGACAGUUCUGACAGCAGUGACAGCGCGCGAAGUGAUGAAGACUCCGCACCGCGCCGCCGAGUGCAGAGAGUGGCGCCACCGCCGCCAUCAAGAACCAAGAGGAGCCGAGUUGUCGGUCGUCAGUGGAUAGCGUCUCUGUCAGCGCGAAGCAACCAGGACGGGCAGCGUCGCUUUGAAGAGCGCGCCGCCGCGCAGAUGCGAGCGGCUCUAGCACGCCGCCAUGCUCCUCAAGUUCGUGUGAAGCCUACACCUGGGGGAGUUUACGCGCGCUUAGAAGCAGAAUGGCGCGAAAAGUACGCACCCCGUUCCCGCAAUACAGUUUCGGCACGUGCGCGUCCGGCGGCGGCAAAGUAUAAACAAUGAACCUAGCCGAUGUUAUAUAUAUACCUUAAUGAAUACAUGCGUGUU